AUGGAAAACUACGUUAUUGCACGGUAUAGAAAAAGUAAGUAAUUUAACUAGGUGCAUUAAACAGCAUAUUUCGAGACUAAAGAAUUGUUUCAGUACAGUUUGUCAUAUUUUACACAAUUAUACAAUAUAUCUUUUUACGCAAAAUAAUAAUGCAUAAAAUCAAAAAAUCCCAAGUUUAAAUUAUAAAAGGUUGAAAAAGUAGGAUACAUAAUGUUAUUUAUUUUUUUAUCUGUGCACAACAAUAAGUCAAUUACAGACCAAAUAAAUAAACUUUCUAAGUGUUACAUUUGAAUUGCUCGUAAAAAAAAUGAAUCAUAAUGCAACUUUUACUAUCGUAAAUGUUUUCACUUUUUUUUCCCGAUUUUUUCAAAUAAUUAUGAAAAUUAUAUGGAUAAUCAAAAUAUAAUACCAGUAGUGUAUUUAGAAAUUGUUUAAGGGAGGGAAUAAGACAUUAAAUCAUAUACAUGAAAGUCGGGAUCUUUGCCCCUCACACCUUCCUUUGAGAUUUCUAAUACAUUCCUAUUAUAAUGGUGUAUAGUAUACAUGACGUUCUACAUCGAAUACCAACUAACACAAUUAUUAUUAAUCAUUAUUUUUAGUAAAUCUAAAAUUAUAAAAAAUCAAGUUUUCUUCCUUUGUUAGCCAUUUCAUUUAUAAUUUUAUCAAUAUUUAUAAUUAUAUAUUAUAUGUAGAAAUGCAUUCAUUAAACGGCUGCAGUAUGUUUUUUAUCAUGUUUAUGUGGAAAAGCUCCGUUUAGGUGUUGCUGUAGAAACAGGCAAUUCUACUAAAUACCUUAGUCUUGUUCUUAAGAUUUAAGGUGCCCAUCACUACUUACUCCGUUCAGAAUUUAAAUAUGUAACUUAAUUUACAAUUAAAAUGUAGGUACGUAUUAAAACGUAUUUGUAAUGGUUAAUGUAAUUUUAUUCAAAAUUAAUAUUAAAAUAUAUAUUAUAAUCCCUAAAUUAUUAUAUUAAUUAUAUUAAAGAACAAUGGAACUGGAAGCGGGAGCUAGUGUCAACCAAUACUUCCCUUUGGCCUCCGUUUAUUAUAUUUAAAAAAAUCAUUUUAACUAUAUAUUAAGUUACUUAUGUAAUUUUUUUCUACCAUUUAUUUUCAUAUGGUAUAAAACAUUAUGUAUCUUAUAUUUUUAGGUAAUAUUAAAUCAUUGUUUGUUUUUAGCAACGUAAAAUAAUCAUAAUAUAAUAUUUCACGGUUUUUAGAGAAUAUCAUAAUUGCGACUUCUAAUAAUAAUAAUGAUGGUGAAUUUUUAGCUAUAAUGUUAAUCUACACGUUCUUUUAAUUUUUUUCAAAGAACUUAUUGAUCGUAGAACGCUUGCAGUACUAAUUGGUAAUAUAUAAUAUGAAAUAUCCCAUAUAUAUCAUUAAUAAUAUAUAUAUAUAUAUAUAAGAUUUAUAUACGUAUAUUUUUUAUCUUAGUGUACACAAAUAUCACUUUAAAACAAUCGUAAACAUUAUAUAAUAAUUUAAACACCUAACGUUAUUUAUUUAUUUAUAAGUAAAUAUAUUUAAUGAUUUAUUUUAUAUAUACAGGGUGAUUCAUUAAGCGUGCUCACUUUAUUUUUUUGGUUAAAUUUUAAAUAUAUUCAAAUUCUGAUUUUUGGAAUUUUUAUGCGUAGUUAAAGCCGAUAUUUUCGAAUAUUUAGAUUUUUCAAAACACUUAAACACCAGCUUUAGUUUUUUCAAUCGAGAAGCUAUAUUAAACAUUUCAUAAAUAGACGUAGUAUUACUCUAAAUAAAUUUUGAUCUCAGAAAUUUGAUUUCUGUUUACCCGUUAACGAGAUAUUCCACUUCUAAAUUUAAGUAGGCGGAGAGUAGUGAAGCACUAAUAAAAUACCACGCGCCGUGCCACCACAAAAAUGAUACUCCACCACUCUCUUCCUAACUACACUUAAAAGUGGAAACAGUAAAUUGUUACUGAAGUAAUACAGUUCUGAGAGAACGUCGAUUAAAUAUGUUUUCAAAUUCUGAAUUUCUUCAGAACUUUAAUUUACAAUGCUACUAUAUUAUAUUCAACUUUUUUUCAACCACUAAAUACAACUUAAAAUAAAAUCUGUUUUCACUGUUCAAGAAUUUCUGUCCGAUCAAACAAUUUUUUCCAAAUAAUAUUUACUAAAUAAAAACUAAAAUCUCGAGAAUAUCAAAUACCUAUAAAUAGUUCAACAUUUCUAGAAUCUUCGCCAGAAUAUUUUAAAGAUUUUACUAAAUCUAAUAAAGAAUAAUAUAAGUAUUAUGUGAAAAUGGCAGGUUAAAUUUUCUCCAACUUUGAAAAUUUUAAUAAUUAUUUUUAACAUUUUUUUAAAAAUUUUCCCAAUAAUUCAAAAAACUGCUUGAAAAAUCGAAAAAAUACAUUCUCAAUGCACCAACUAUGUUCGAAAUACAACAAAAAAGCUCUCUCAUCAUUUUUUAUUAGAGCAAGAUUUCUGAUAGAAAAGUUGUAAAUAGAUUAUGUAUAUUUUUGAAUUGUAUAUAAAUUUGGUAAAACUAAAAAUGUCUUUUUUUUUUUUAUACUAUAGCCUUUGAUAAUUAUAAUCAAAGUCCAUACAAUAUUAUACUACACUUUAAGUCGCACAAUAAUAAUGUAUAAUUCGAAAACCUGCACAGUUCAUAAAAAGGAUUAGACCAUGCUAAAUGCUUCUUAUAUAUAAGAUAAAAGUGUUGAGAAGGAUCUAUGUAUCAAGAAACAAUAAAGAAGUGAAAGAAUAGAGAAGAAAAAAAUAUUCGUUUUGUAUCCCGUAAAAAAAAUGAAAUAACCCUCUUGAUAUAUUCCCUACUAAUGCAGUAUAAUCAGGAAAGUACUAUCCAUCACGGAAAGAGGGUCUUUAAUAUUAAGAUUGGAUCAUAAAAUUAAAAAACUGUGAAACACUGAAACCUGGAGCUAAUUAGAAAACAGUUGCAACGAGCAGAAAGAAGUGUUGAGGAUUGUUUGUCCGAAUGACCUCAAUUGGCCUCACGAAACAAAAAAAAAUAUGUAUACAACUUUUUUUCGUUAUCUUUGAUAAAAGACCUAAAAAAAUAUCAAAUUUAUGUUAAUUGUUUUAGACAUAAUAUAAAAUACAAAAUAAACUUAAAAAUGCUACGAUGUUCCUAUUUUUAUUAUUGUGAUACAGUAAUAAUAAUAUAAUAACAUAUUAUAAACAAUUAAGAGGUAAAAACUAAGCAGAUAUUUAAUUUAAUAAUUAUAGACAGCGAAGAAACUUAUUAUGAAGCUACCCGGAUGUACGGUAAGUGUUUUUUGUAAAACGGAUAGAUCAAUGAAAUAUUCUCAAAUACAAGUUAGUUAUAUAUUAAUCAUGAUGUUUGAUAGAAAAAAAUUAAUAUUUUUUGUUUUUUAUUACCUUAUCUAUAGUCUUUAAUAAUUUUUCAAGUAACUUUAUUUUUGUAAGCUGUCAAAAUAAAAAAGAUGGACAUUCUUCGAACGAUGAGUGAGCCACUGUUGUAAGUGAGAAAUUGGACAGGUAGAGAGAAAAUUCAAUGUACAUCUGAACAGAAAGAUUAACGAAAAACGAUUAUGAGUGGAAUUCGGUUAAUAGUGUUGCUUUAUAAUAUUUAAAAUUAUAAUUAUAUUUAAUUAUUUACAAAUUAGGCCAUAAUAUUUACUAAUAUCAUCAAAAUUUGAUAUUAAAAAAAAUAUAUAUAUAUAUAUACUUACCUACUACAGUAAACUCAAUAUUUUGACGAUGAAAAACGACUUAUGAUGAACCUCCUGUUAAAUUUUCUAGCAUUUCUAUUUGGUCUAAUAAUUUUAGCCACAGAGUACCUACAAAACAAAAAUUAUGUAAAAAAACCACGUGUAAUUAAAAUGUCUAUAAAAAGCUCAAAACUGACUACAAUGUUUUUAAAAUUUGACCAAGUCUCGAAAACAAAAAUAUAUUUUUUUUGUGUAAAUUUCGAGUUUGAACAAAUAUUUUUAACUGAGUCAAAACAAAAAAUUGAAAACAUAAUACAUUUCAUAAAUUCUCCCAUUUUUCUUACGUUUUUUUCCGGUUUUCCCAUUUAUUAUGAAAACAGCUAGAGAAAUCAAAAAAAGACCCCCCUAAAGUAUUACCCCAUUUCGAUUUCCUUUCAGAAAAAGUGCUUUUACUUGAAAUUCGGAGCAAAAUUGUUAGUAAAAAAGUUGUCGACAGAAAAAAAAUAAACAUCAUUGUAAUAUCAUAAGCUUCUUCGAUCGACUUCUAAUUUAACAUAAGUGAUUGUAAAUAAAAUAAAGUAAUAUUAAUAAUUUAAAUAUUUUGUUUAGGAGCUGCAGGACACUACCUUAUGUAUCUCUUGGACAAGAGUAAAUCUUGUAAGCAUAUUUUAUUGUACACAAAUUUAUAAAUAUGUUUUUCAAUGACACUGAAAUUAAUAUAACAUAUAGGUACAUAUAGAAAUUAGCUAAAGUAGUGGGCAAUGUUUUAAAAAUACCAAAAUGUGUUUCUAUUUAACAUUUGGUUAGUAAAUUAGGAAAAUAUAUUAAAAAAAUGAUAAAUAUUUCUAUUGACACCAUCCUUUGGGGGAAUAAAAACAGAACACUUAAAAAAAUAUAUAAAAUAAAUUGUUUAAAGCAAAAAUAUUUUGACUGUACAUACUUAAAGUACACCAAAAGAUCUAUAUUUGAUUAUCAAUGUAACCCAAAUAGAACAGUUUUUAUGAUUCUUCAAAUUUGAAAAGUGUUUCUAUUCACCCCAUUUUACGAUACAAUAAAAUAAUUUUAACACUACUUGGUUGUUAUUGUAUGAUUAUAGAUGAUUAAUUUGUGUGCUAUGGAUAAAUUAAAUUGAUUAUAUAUUUAUUUUUUUUAAUUUUACAAGCCAUUUAGGCUUUUAGCUGUUAAAACUAAAUGUUUUCAUCUGUCUCUGUUUUGUUAUAUGUCCCAGUCUACCUCUCGUAAUUAAUAUUAGUAUUAUUAUUUCAUUAUAUUAAUAAUGAAAUAAUAAUACUUAAGGAAUCUUUUUUUUUUUUAUUAUUAUUAUAUAUUUUUUUUACGAAAAUUGUAUUUAUUUAAUUAUCAAACAAUUAAUAUAAAAAUCACAAUAAUACACAUACAUGUUAGCCUAGAUAUCUGACACUUAAGAAUAUAUAUAUUGUGACAAAUUGUAUCAUAUUAUUAUAUUGUUAAUAAAUAAUUCAUUAUUAUAUUUUACAUAAUAUACCUAUAUUAUGUUGAGUUGCUAAUCACAUUUAAAAAAUUAAUAUGAAAUUAAUAAACAGUAAUACGAGUAUUUACAGGUAUAAAAUUAUAAACUAAUGAAAUGAGAUUUAAUGACUACAUGUAAGAACAAUUUACAAUUGACAUAUAUAGAAAAGAAAAUCUAUUCGUCUAUUUAAAAAUAGAAUCCAUUGUAUUUCAACAAAAUUAUAUUCAAACCAAUUUAUUAUUAUUUAAGACCACAUUCAGAAUUAAAAAUCUAAUCUACGAUUAGUUUAAAGUUUGAACGACAUUUAUUCUUACAAUUUAGAGUUGAACAGAAUUUCGAAUUACAUAAAACCCCUGCAGAUUUAAAGUAGAACUUUUUUGUGUGUAACAUUUGGUUUUACAAAACAAUGUUUAAGAAUUAAAAAUUAAGAAUUGCCUGAACUAGUGUAGAUAGCGAUAACAGAUAGCACCGCACUAAAUUUUAAAAUUUUAUCAUUUAAGCACGCAUAUUAUUAUCGAAAGUAAUUAUCUACACUCAAUAAUCAACUUAAGGAGAAUGUAAGCGACACGUUUCUGUCUUUGUUCGCACUUUGUUGCACGUGUGUGAGAUAUAGGGAUUUAGACGUGUUUUAUUUCCAACAUACCUAUUGAUCUAGAGAAGCGAUACGAAUUCUGAAAGUAGAUUUUAAUUUGUCGUAAAAUCUACUUGAGAUCGACUUUCCUACUUUUUUGAUUUUUGAUUUUAAUCCUGUGAGUUCGGAAAUGUGGACAAAUUCGUUGAUUAAUUAAUUGUAUUGUUGAUAACAUGUUAUCCGUGGAAACUGAAUAAGGCGUUAUAAAUUUCACUAGAAAAACUUCAUUAGAUCCAGACUCGUUUUUAAUAUGUUGUUUUAUUGCUGUAAUGUGUAAUUGGGUUGUAUGGGUUUGGAAAGAUGAAGAUGGUGAGAAUGAAGAUUAGCAAAUAAUGUGUGCUUCUACUGGGCGAACCCAGAGAACUGAUGACUCGAUCGAAAAGAUUGACGCGUCUUGUGUCUUAUGGCAGCCACGAUCCUCACUCUAGCUGCUCCCAUACGAUAUCACCACAGUGGCUACGUAGGGCGCCAGUAUGUGAAAAACGUGCGUAAUUAAUUGUGAAAUAAUUUAUGGCAUACUUAUGUGGCAACACUGAUCGAACUGAUAAUUUCACCUACUACAUCACUUUGCAGUUUGCUCAUUUAUUUAAUAAAUAUUGAAUAUUUAAUGUAUUAUAAAAUACAACCCAGUUUUUGGAUGAUCACUUUCUCGUGGUCAACAUAUAAGUUUAAACAAAUUACAAGAAUUUAUUACAUGAACUUUAGCAAGUUCGAAUUUCCCCCACAACUACUGUUACUCCAUAUACUUCCGUAUACUCGGAAACGGCGUUCGGUGAGAAACGAUUGAUUCAGACCAAUAUAAAUCAAGAGGUACGGUAACUCAGCAACAGUAAUCAGUCGCGUAUGAUUGAACCGGAGUACUCUUAAGUCUUGAGUUGAAUCAAGUAUACAAUUAUUACUUUAUCAAAAUAUUUAUUUACUUCAUCCACAUACAUAGGUAUUAUUUAUUAAAUUACCCGGAUAAUAUAAAUUAUAUUUAUCCGUCUAUCAUAAUUCGUAUUGGUAUUCCAAUAUUUAAUUAAUUUGUAAUUAAUAGAUAUAUCUAUAUCUAUUCGAUAGUAGUAAUAAGUAUCCAAUAUUAUAAACUUGAAAAUUGAUAUUCUACUGCACAAUUUAAAUAAUAUUUAAUAAUAAUUGAAAUAAACGUUUGUUUUCAGGGCAUCUUUUGGGAUCGAAAGAAUGGUGUGCCAGUGAGUACCCUUCAUAA
Molecule: messenger RNA, 6976 nt
Organism: Cinara cedri
Lineage: Eukaryota; Metazoa; Arthropoda; Insecta; Hemiptera; Aphididae
Source: the annotation of a GenBank genome assembly